Emiliania huxleyi CCMP1516 is the source of this 681-nucleotide messenger RNA. RefSeq lists its product as hypothetical. Lineage: Eukaryota; Haptophyta; Isochrysidales; Noelaerhabdaceae. The record is from RefSeq and is a predicted model, not a curated record. The transcript is spliced from 4 exons. Bases 1 to 681 code for a protein of 226 amino acids.
AUGCUCGUCCCAUCUUAUGCUGCUGACGCUCGCUCGCCGCCGCCUGCGCCCUCGCAGAUCCAAAACAACGUGGGCGAGGCGGGUACGAGCAAAAACUCGAUCGGCAUCAUGUCAGAGAACCAGAUGACAGUGAAGGUCGGCAUCGUGUCGGCCAAAGACGGCAGCAUCAAGGUCGUUAUCUUCUCCGCGCCGGAGUCGCCUCCGCUCCUCGGAGCAAAGGCUUGUGCGUGUGCGCUUGUCGCAGAGCUACCAUCUCCUCCCAACACGCUCCCAUUCUCCCAGGCGAGCGGCGCCAAGAACGCACCCGCUGAGGACGUCACCGUGGCCGAGUCCGGCGCGUCAAUCAAGGAGUUUCCGGGCGUCGCCGACUGGAACGUCUCGACCAAGGAGGUUCCAGAGGAGUUUCCAGAUCCGGCCGGCGCCAAGGCCGUCGGCAUCCCGCCCAAGAGCGAGCCCAGCCCGCUCAAGGACGGCGUUGACACGGGCGGCGGCAACGUCGCGGGCGAGUUGUCCCCGAUGAAGUCCUUCGCGAAGGUCGGAAUCGUGCCGGCUGACGACGGCCGCAUCACGAUCGUCAUCUCCGCGUCGGUGUCGCCUUCGCUCCCCGGAGCCAAGGUCGCGUUCAAAUGCCCGGAACGGACGUCACAGUGGUGUCCGGCCGGCGCGAUCACCGAGCUGUGA